AUGGCUGCUACAAAGCAUCUUCUCGCCGACAGCGAGGAGGUCGCCGUCGAUCGACCCUCCAAGAAGAACAAGGUCACCGACCUUGAUGAGAAGGCUCGUUUGAAGAAGGAGAAGAAGGAGCGCAAGGAAAAGAAGAAGGACAAGAAGAGCAAGACUGAGGAGGAGACCGAGACCCCUGCUGAGAAGGGUGACGAUUCUGAGGCCGAGCGCGCUGCUGAGAAGGAGCGCAAGAAGGCCAAGAAGGAAAAGAAGAAGGAGAAGAAGCUAAAGGCUGCUGAGGCCGAGGUGCCUGCUCAGGUCGCUGAGGUCGCCGAAGAGACCCCCAAGGAGAAGAAGUCUAAGAAGUCUAAGAAGGCCAAGGCUACCUCCGAGUCUGCUUCCACCGAGGCUCUCUCUAACGGCACUUACGCCCAGACCAUCAGCCUCUCUAAUGUUCCUCAAGCCGAGAUUGACGCCUUCCUCGCCAAGGAGCAGAUUACCGUCACCGACCCCAAGACCGAGACCGUCACUCUACGCCCCGUCCUGGAGUUCCACCAACUUCCCGCUACAAACCUCCUCGAGAAGAAGCCUUCACCCUUUGCCAACUACAAGGCGCCCACGCCUAUUCAGUCCGCCUCAUGGCCAUUCACCUUGUCAGGUCGUGAUGUGAUCGGUGUCGCUGAGACAGGAUCCGGAAAGACCAUGGCUUUCGCCCUCCCCUGUGUUGAGGCUGUUUCUGCUCUCAAGCACAGGAACACCAAGGCUGUCGUUGUCUCACCUACACGAGAACUUGCCAUGCAAACCUACGAGCAGAUGGCUUCCGUCGCUGCGCUGAACAAGCUCAAGUGCGUGUGCCUCUACGGUGGCGCUUCCAAGGACGAUCAGCGAAACCAGCUUCGCCGCGGCGCCGACAUCAUUGUCGCGACUCCCGGUCGUCUUAAGGACUUCAUGUCCGACAACACUGUCGACCUCAGCCAAGCAGCUUUUGUUGUCCUGGAUGAGGCUGAUCGCAUGCUUGACAAGGGUUUCGAGGAGGAUAUCAAACAAAUUCUGGGCUCUUGCCCUCCCCGUGAACAGCGCCAGACACUCAUGUUCACAGCUACAUGGCCCCCGUCCGUGCAGUCUAUUGCAUCCACCUUCAUGGUCAGCCCUGUCAAGAUCACCAUCGGAUCCGGCGGCAAGGAGACGGCAAAUGGCGCAUUUGAGCUCCAGGCUAACCAAAGAAUCUCGCAAAGAGUUGAGGUUGUUGAGCCUAGAGACAAGGAGUUCCGCCUGCUGCAACUUCUUAAGGAGCAUCAAGGAAAGGGCAAGCAGCAGAACGACCGUAUCCUGGUAUUUUGCCUGUACAAGAAGGAGGCUACUCGCAUAGAGAACUUCCUCCACCGCAAGGGCAUUAAUGUUGGUGGUAUUCACGGUGAUCUGCGACAGGAGCAGCGAACAAGGAGUCUUGAGGCUUUCAAGUCUGGAGCCACCCCUGUUCUUGUUGCUACUGAUGUCGCGGCCCGUGGUCUGGAUAUCCCCGAGGUCAAGCUUGUCAUCAACGUCACAUUCCCCUUGACCAUCGAAGAUUACGUCCACCGUAUCGGACGAACUGGCCGAGCCGGCAAGACCGGCGAGGCCAUCACCUUCUUCACCGUUGAGGACAAGUCGCACUCUGGCUCUCUCGUCAACAUUCUCAGGGGUGCCAACCAGCCCGUGCCCGAAGACCUUCUCAAGUUCGGAACCACCGUCAAGAAGAAGGCUCACGACAUGUACGGCGCUUUCUUCAAAGAUGUCGACAUGAAUGCGAAGUCGACCAAGAUCACUUUUGAUUAG
Molecule: messenger RNA, 1794 nt
Organism: Fusarium sp. VM40
Lineage: Eukaryota; Fungi; Ascomycota; Sordariomycetes; Hypocreales; Nectriaceae
Source: the annotation of a GenBank genome assembly